GUGGGGAUUUAUCCGUGUUGUUACCACAGAGAUGAUGAUACGCGUUAUUUGCUCCACUGUCCACGGAGGACUUUCGCUGUUUAUCGGAGGAUUGUUUUGGAAAUAAAAGCCACGUCCGUGGGAGCAUACUCCAGAUUAUCCACCAUGAUGCCAUCCCGUCCGUGAAAUUUUAGAAGCAUGCAUACGACACGCAGCGCCUCGUCUGUCCCGCCGUGUUCUUCUGGUGAUGCUGUGGACCUCAGCCUGUUGGGCUCUCGGCUCUCCAUAUCCAAACGGCCCAGCAGCGCGUCUCCAGGGAAGCACUUCUCUCGGUCGGUGUCGGUGUCUGUGGCCGCUGAUGGCAGAGGGAAGCGCAACACGCUGAGCGACACCAACUCCGGGAGCUGCCGUUCCAUCAAGAACCUACGGCGAUCCAACAGCACCACUCAGGUCAACCAGCAGGCCAACCUUGGUUUAAGUCAGGAGCAGAGUGGGGACUACCUGACUCUGUUCGACAGCGGCUCCAAUGGGCGAAAGAAGCUGGCGAGCCUCAGUAAAACCUCCCCAGAGAGAACCACAUGGAACAUCCUGGACGAUCAGCCCAGAAUCUUCCCGCCGCAUGCGAGCUCCCGCAGCACCGGCAGCAUGGACUCUCCGACCAGCCUGAAGAAAAAAGAGCCUGGCAUCCCGCUGGCUGCCACCUUCACCGCCAACAACAGGAGCAACAAAGGAGCCGUGGGGAACUCAGUCACCACCAUUUUACACAACAACUACUCUGAGAAGCCUCUCACACCAAAGAGCUCAAACCAGAAGCCCUCCUUCAACAACAUCCUAAAGGCGACGGCGAACGACGAGGUGCAGCUAGAGAACGGCUCUGUCACAAAGUCCCAGAAGAACUUCUCUUCCUCGUCCUCCACCUCCAACAACAGAUCUCCGGUGUCUGCUCAGCGCUGCAGCCCGGUCCCGCCGCGGAGGAGGGAAGUCACAGAGCAGGAGGCGGAAAGGUUUAUCCAGCAGGUGAACCAGGCCGCGGUCACUAUCCAGCGCUGGUACAGACGCCUCAGCAGGAGGAAGCACAGCCACCAGGCUGCCCUUGAACAGAUCCUCACCAAUAAAAGAAAGGAGUGGGAGGAGAAGAGAGAGGAGGAUGAUCAUCUGCAGCAGCAGCAGCACAGGAGAGCUGAAGAAAGGAAGCGGAUUCGUGAGGAGAAGGCUCGACUCGCCCGUCUCGCUGCCAUUCAGGAGCUGCAGCAGAAAAGAGCGCAGCGAACCUCAGAAGUGCAGCAAGCAGCAGAGUCGGAGCUGGAAAACCUGCGGCAAACGGGGGCUGUGGGACGAAAGAAGCAGCCCAAGAUUGCCGUCGCCAACAAAAGCCCGACAUCACCGAACAACAACAGUUCCCCGAUGUCGCCCACCGACACCAAGACUAAGAACACAGACUCCAAUUUAAACAUCCCAGCUGAUUUUGGAGAGCUGAGUUUCAGAGCCAUUUCUCCAGCUUUGUCCAGUAACAAAGGGUCACAGUGCUCUCAGGAGCUGCAGCAGAAACCAGUACACCGAGCAGCAGAGGAACAGACAUCCGAAGUGGAGCUUGAAUAUCAGAGGAAAGCUGGAGCAGGAGGACGGAAGAAGCUUCUCAGGAUCCCACCGACCAACAACAGUCUAGCCCCACUGAGCAGCAACAACAACCCAAAGUCUCCCACAGACAACAAAAGCAAGAACACAGACUUUAAUCUAAAUGUCGUAAAUGACGGAACGGAUCUCGGGUUCAGAGCAGUUUCCCCCGUUUGCUCACAUCACAGAAGUUCCCAGGACCUCCUGCAGAGGUCAGUGAGUGUGGAGGACCAGCGUCACGGAGCUCCGUCCAGCCGACCUCAGUCCAAAACCACCCUGAAUGAGCUGCUGGACACCCUGAAGCUUUUGGAGGAGGAGCCGGAGAAACUGUCAGAGCCGAGGUGUUAUCAGAAGGAGAAGUACGCCUGGAUAGAUGAGGACGGCGACUCUCUGACCACGGACAACCUGGAGCGCCACGGCCAGCUGAGUCAGAAUCCCGUGCUGCCAGAUGGGGGCGCUCUGCUCUCUGAGGCCAAGCUGCAGAGCAUCAUGAGCUUCCUGGAUGAGAUGGAGAAGUCGGAGCAGGAACGGCCACGCUCGGUCACCUCUGGGUCACAUAGAGAGGCCGUCUUGUCUGAGGAGGAGCUGGUUGGCAUCGAUCACGUGUCGGCUACUGCUGCUGAAGUCAGCAGCUCCAUGAUGAGGAUCAAACUGGAGCUGGAGGAGAAGAAACGCACCGUCAACAUGCUGCAGGCUGCAUUGGCUCAGCAGAGGGAGCUGACAGCAAGACACGUGAAGGAGACGGAGAAAGAGCUGAGCAGAAACUUCCAGCUGCAGAAGGAACAAUAUGAAGCCACCAUCCAGAGACACCUGACCUUCAUAGACCAGCUGAUCAAUGAUAAAAAAGCUCUGAGUGAGCGCUGUGAAGGCGUGGUGGCCGAGCUGAAGCACGUGGACCAGAAGUACACCAAGAAGAUUGCGCACAUGCAGCAGCAGCACGAAUUGGUGUGGCAAAUUCUUGGCCCCUUGUGUGAGGAGAUUAAAAAGCUAAAGGACCUGAUGAGCGCCACGGAGAAGAUCCGCAGAGAGAAAUGGAUCGAUGAGAAAACCAAGAAGAUUAAAGAGAUUACAAUCAAAGGACUGGAGCCGGAGGUCCAGAAGCUCAUCUCAAAGCACAAACAGGAGCUGAAGAAGCUGCGGACGUUGCACGAAGCGGAGCUGCUGCAGGCCGACGAGCGAGCGGCUCAGAGAUACGUGCGGCAGAGUGAGGAGCUGCGGCAGCAGCUGGAGACGGAGAAGGAGGAGCAGUGUCGGAGGGAGAGGGAGCUGGCCAAGCAGAGGUACGAUAAGCAGCUGCAGGAGGAGGAGCUGUCUCUGCAACAGCAGAGGAGGCGGCUCUACAAGGAAGUAGCCGAUGAGAAGGAAAGGGUGGUCGAGCUGGCCGCCAGGCAGCGAGGCGAGCUGGAGGAGCUGCGGCGGCAGCUGGAGGAGAACAGCUCGCUGGCCAGUCGAGCCCUCAGAGAGGAGAUGGAUAAGAGCCGGGAGGAGCAGGAGAGGAGGCACCAGAUGGAGAUGAAGAUACUGCAGGAACGUUUGGAUGUUGAGAAGCAGACGUGGGAAGAAACCUACAAGAAGAAAGAGGAAGCCUGGAUGCUGAGCCGUGAGCGCGAGCUGAAGGAAGAGCUGCGGCGAGAACGAGACAAAGAGAUCGAGAUCGCCAUCUGGACGCUGGAGGAAGAGACGAGCAAGGACAAGGAGGAGUGUGAGCGGGCCGCAGACAACAAGAUAAGGCGCCUGAAGGAGAAGUACGACGCCGAGCUGAGGGAGCUGGAGCGCUCGGAGCGGGCCGCCGUGGAGAAGCAGCAGGAGGCGAGGAAGCAGCAGGUGGAGGCACAGGGAGAGCUGAUCCGACUGCAGGCCGCUCUCAGACAGAAGGAGCAGGAGGUCCAAGAUGUCACGCAGACCAGAGACAAGCUGGCCGAGGAGCGUGGCACCCUGGCCGAAGUGAUACGGCAGGAGUUCGCAGACCGCCUGGUGAUGACAGAGGAAGAGAACCGCAAGCUGAAAGUGGAGGUGUCGGAGGUCAGAGCAAGGCUGCGGUUGGAGCUGGAGAGGAUCACCCGCGAGAAGGAGGAGGAGCUGGCCGAAGUCCACCAACGGGUAAAGUCAGCCAUCUUGAAGAAGGAAGAAACUGUGAAUAAUCUCCGUAAGCAGUAUGAGGCUGCUGUGAAGAGGGCGGACCACCUGGAGGCUCUGUGGGAGCAGCAGAGGAAGCAUCUGUUGGAGAAGUGACUGACAGGAGCGUCUGGUCCAUCCCCACCCCCUUUCAGCUGGUGGAGGUAUUUUCUACCUGCAAGACUGAACCUGUGGAAGGCUUAAAAUGUGACCUACCUCAUUGUGAAAAAA
Molecule: messenger RNA, 3939 nt
Organism: Poecilia latipinna (sailfin molly)
Lineage: Eukaryota; Metazoa; Chordata; Actinopteri; Cyprinodontiformes; Poeciliidae
Product: centrosomal protein of 131 kDa-like
Exons: 28
Coding region: 178-3825 (1215 amino acids)
Biological process (GO): cilium assembly; intraciliary transport involved in cilium assembly; regulation of centrosome duplication
Cellular component (GO): centriolar satellite
Source: RefSeq, a predicted model, not a curated record